AUGACUAAGGCUAAUCGCAAAGUGUUAUUGCUCGUUGAUAAUUGCAUGGCGCACAAAAACCCUACAUCACUGAAAUCUAUUAAAUUACAAUUUCUGCCACCAAACGCAACAUCGAAACUACAACCUCUAGAUUUGAGAAUAAUUAAAAAUUUCAAGCAAUUCUAUCGUAAAGAGGUGGUCAAAAUUUUAAUCAAUGAUAUGGAAGAGGGGCGCAAGAGUAAUAUCAACGUUCUACAAGGCAUCAGAAUGGCCUAUAAAGCAUGGGACAACGUAAAACAACCAACGAUUGUAAACUGUUUUGCGACAUGUGGCUUUGUCCACAGUUCAAAUAUUUUGACCACAAAUGAUUGUGUUCAAGACAGCGAAGAAUGGCUUGUCGUUAAAAACCAUUUCAAUUUGGAUGAACGAUUUGAUGAUUUUGUUACUUUCGAUGAUAACGUCAGUACUACGGGUCUUAUUACUGAUGAUGACAUUGUUGAUAGUGUUUUGAACAGAAAUACAGUCGACACUGUUGUGGAGGAUGAAGAGAUCGAGAACAUUAUCACUGCCAAAGAAGCUAAGCAAAUGGUAGAAAAGCUCCAAAUUUUUCUUGAGGCACAGGAAGCUAUACCAAAAAGUGCAAUUCGAUAA
This is a messenger RNA of Anastrepha obliqua, 630 nucleotides long. Its product is annotated as tigger transposable element-derived protein 6-like. Gene Ontology annotation, molecular function: DNA binding. The record is from RefSeq and is a predicted model, not a curated record. The transcript has a single exon. Gene Ontology annotation, cellular component: nucleus. Bases 1 to 630 code for a protein of 209 amino acids. Lineage: Eukaryota; Metazoa; Arthropoda; Insecta; Diptera; Tephritidae.